CCGAGCUCUACGGUCGUGAUUCGACUCUGGCGAUCGACUUGUAAUCUUUUUAUCUCGUGUGCACUUUAAUUCUAAUAAUAAAUCAAUUUACAAUUUCGUUUCACAAUUAUAUAUAUAUAUAUAUAUAUAUUUCAAAUCAAUAUUAUAUUAUCGAAUAAAAUAAAAUAUAUUAAUUACGGUCUACUGUUUCCUAGAUAUAGGAAGGAAAAUAUAAAAUAAAAUAAUAAUCGUUCGCGCCUCGGUUUUGUUAUUUCAAAUUUGGUGUGAUCGAUCGAAUAUAAUAAACAAACAAGUUUUAUUUUAAUUAUUCUUCAAAUACUUCUGACCAACGGAACAUUUGUUCUACCUAUAUUGUUGGGGGGAAACAUAGAGAGAGAGAGAGAGAGAGAGAGAGAGAAAAAUAAAUAUACGUUUGUUAUAUAGUUCUGCACGAGCGUUAAAAGAAAAAAAAAUAAGAAGAGGAGGAAGAAAUAGAAGAGAUAAACAGUGAGAGUUUGGUGAUGUGCGCGAAAUCAACGAGACCACCAACAGCAGCAUUCACGAUGUCGUCGUUCCUCUGGAUCUUCGCUCUACUCUAUCCAACGAUCAUUCAAGCUGCCACAAAGCCACCAACGGUCGACAUCGAACCAAAGGGUCAAGUUGUGGUACGUUUGGAAGAUAGUCUGAGGAUCAUGUGUACGAUGGGUUCGCCAUUGCAAAUCUGUCGUGUUGAGAUCCAAGGUGAAAGCAGCACUAUUCUCUCGCUAAAUCAAACAGCAGAGGAUGGUAUAAAGUAUUACGGCGAAGGUACUCAUAAAGGUCAAUGCGGAGUCCACAUCUUUAAAGUAAAGGAGAAACACAACGGAAUCUUCAAGUGUGCUUUAACACCAGUAGAUGGUCGUACAGAGAGCUAUGCCAGCGUUGACAUCGUCAUUGCUAAACCGCCGAACAAUCCAGAACUUCAAACGAGUCAAGGACACUAUGGCAGAAACGAAUACCAAAAAGGAGAAAAAUUAGAAAUCAGUUGUAGUGCCUCUGGUGGACGACCGCCUGCGAACAUCUCACUCUAUCUCGAUGAUGAACUUCUUGGCAACGACGAGAGACCAUCGACGUAUGACGAUUUGAAAACGAACGAAGGAUCCGUUGCAAUACAAAAUGCCUCCCGUAGUUUGGAUUGGACUGAUAACAGCAAGACUUUAAGAUGCGUAACCAGUCACGUUGCUUUGGACCAACCCAAAGAGAGAAAAAUGCAGCUUCAUGUUUAUUAUCCACCUCAACCGCAACUAAUCAUCGAACGUUUUGGAUACGUCAUCGGCCGACAGGGUACAGUGAACGUAACAGUUCAUGCUAAUCCAAAACCUCGUUUCUUAUGGCGAGUAAACGGCGAGAAAAUCGAAGAAGGUCGUCCAGAUGAAAGCAAUCGUCUUGAAACUUCCACUGCCGUAGACCUGGGUAACGGCUCGUGGCUUGUUGUUUUAACCAUCGAUAGUGUUCAAAAAUCUGACACGGAGAAGGAAUACAUAUUGGAAGCUCAUAACAUAGAAGGAGCUUACGAGUAUCAUAUUGUUUUGUCAACGUCUCCAGAACCAGCAGGAGCGUUCAGUCACUUCUAUGGUAAGCUCUCCGAACACAUGCACGCACUAGCGGAAAAAGUCACCGAUUACGUGGAACUUGUAAAGCAACGUUUUUCCGUUGAGUCCAACUUAAACAGUGUCGAUCUUGAUGCUGGAUCAAUCAUCGGUAUCGUUGUUGGUGCUUUGGUACUCAUUCUCAUCGUGUUCUUGGUGAUUUUCGCUCGAGCAACCGGUCGCUGGUGCUUCGCAGGUAGUUCAACGACAAGGAACCUUGGCGAAUCAGACUUACUAGCAGAUCCAGGAGCGGCUGUUACUCUUCUUCAUAUUGGAAAUUCGGAAACUACAAACAAUGCCAAUAAAAGGCAAAGUAGCGACACGGAAAGUGCAGGCAGAUAUUCAAGGACAGAAGUAGAUACUGCUUCUUCAGGAAGAGGACGUAAACCAAAACUUAGUAUUAUUCAACUAUUCCGACGUAACAAGGAUAAAGUAUCUGGUGCUGAUACCGAUACUAUGAGAACUGUCGUUACAGUUGACGAUGAAAAGCUUCAACCAUGUGAACAACAACAGCAACAACAAUCAUCGCCACAAGAUAGUAGAAUAAAUCCAUCAAGCGUAGAAGGUGGAAUAGUUUACGCGGAAUUGGAUUUAACUCAACAGCAACAAGGCGGAACUCCACGGCGUUUGAACGAAGAUAAAACUGAAUACGCAGAAAUCUUGUAUACAAAACCAGAAACAACCGACGAGGAAACCCCAGAUAAAUAAUUUCACGUACAAAUUAAUAACGUUCAAAUCUCAACUUGUUAUAAAUGAAAAGGAAAAUCAAUUUCUUCGUAUUAAUGUUGCUUAAUAUGAUUAUGCGGCAUUUCGUGUACUUAUCGACAAAUUAUCUUUAAGAGAGUAGUAGUUUAAUGUUAUUCUAUAUUAAGAUAGUAUACGGAGGUCAACAAAAUGUUUUUACUCAUUUUUUAUUAUCUUUAUUAAUCACUAUCGGUUGUUAGCUUUUUUUCAUAGGAUUCUCAUUAGAUUGUAGCUAAUUUCAGUUUAUAUGCAUAUACAUAUUUCCUUUGUCACUUUUAUUGUUUUUCAUGUGAAAGGUGACAUACGUCCGAUAAGGGUAAUUUUUUUUUCUCUUUUUUUUUGUUUUCUCUUCUUUUUUUUCUUUUCAAUUAAUUUCUAGUCAUACUUAAUAAUGUUUCGAGUAUGCAUUCGUGAAAUAUCACGAAUAAGAAGUAAAAAAAUGAAGAUAAAACUGCUGAAAAAUGAGACAAUUGUUUUAAGACCAUAAUAGUAUGUACAGUAAAACCUCCUAUAACGCGCUAUUUUCUUAUCGCGGUAUCCAUAUAACGCGGUACGAAUUAUAUAAUCGCGUUAUAGGAGGUUUUACUAUAUAUACUAUCUAAAUAUUAAUCUCUAUGUAUCGUAUUCAAGCACGUACAUAUGUACUUAACUGAGUGCAAGAUGCUUCUUCUUUUUAUUUUUCUAAACAUACUUUUUUAACUUAUCAUUAUUAUUCGAUAAAAAAAAGGAAAAACAUUUCGACUAAUCGUUCAUAUAUUCUUAACAAAAAAGUAUCAUGCUACUCUUUU
This is a messenger RNA of Polistes canadensis, 3139 nucleotides long. RefSeq names its product fasciclin-3 (gene Fas3). The coding region runs from base 501 to 2315 and encodes 604 amino acids. Gene Ontology annotation, molecular function: cell adhesion molecule binding. The record is from RefSeq and is a predicted model, not a curated record. The transcript is spliced from 13 exons. Gene Ontology annotation, cellular component: adherens junction. Lineage: Eukaryota; Metazoa; Arthropoda; Insecta; Hymenoptera; Vespidae. Gene Ontology annotation, biological process: homophilic cell-cell adhesion; heterophilic cell-cell adhesion.